AUGUCGCUUGUCACGCCAUACAAGAAGGUGCAGCGCCUGGUGCGGCGCAUCCUUGCGCCUGAUCUAUCUGUGAGGCUGGGAGUCGAGAAUCCUGAUUUUCUCGGGAUGCUCGCAGAUCGCCGCUGUGAUGGGCAGUCAGACAUGAAGGAGAAAGGCAGAGGAGAUGUCAGCCAUGGGUCCAGGGUCAGGUCGCAGUUCUCAGGCAGCAGCGUCCUCAUCACUGGAUGCUCGGGAUUUCUUGGCAAGGCUCUUCUCGAGAAGAUCCUCCGAUGCUGCCCAGAGGUAGAGACGGUGUACGUGUUGCUGCGGUCAAACACCAAGAACGGCAGCGCCGCCCAGCGACGUUUGCAGGAGGAGAUUUUUCCUUCCUCUUGUUUCAACCAGCUCCGUCGUGUCAGGCCAGAAUCUCUGAGCAAGUGCAGGGCCGUGCAGGGCGACGUCUGCCUGCCAAGGUUUGGCAUGUCGGAGGAGGACUUCAUGCUGGUGAAGGAGCAUGUCAACUAUGUGUUCCAUUGCGCUGCUACCAUCAACUUCAACGAGCACCUCAAGACUGCCUUCAAGAUCAACGUGGACAGUAUGAUCCACCUCGUUGAUAUCUGCAAGAGCAUCAAGAAGCUAGAGGCCCUGAUCCACGUCUCCACUGCCUACGUCAAUGCACCGGUCAGAGCCAACCACGUCAUACCGGAAGAGUUCAGGUCGGUACCUGCGGAUUACUGGCAGCUCAAGUCGCGGGUGGACAAGAUGUCGAGAGAGGAAGUCAGCGCGAUGACGGAGGAAAUCCUCGAAUCCUCCGGGCACUGGCCCAACUCCUACUGCCUGACCAAGUGUAUCGGAGAGCUGGUCCUACGUGAUCUUGGCGAGAGCCUCCCCUACCUGAUCGUAAGGCCGACCAUCGUCACCUGUGCGUACAAGGAGCCUGAGCCAGGGUGGAUUGAUACUCUUGUGGGGCCCACGGGGCUGGUCUUGGCAGUUGCAGGCCGAUCUUCUCUCAAGAUAGUCAACAUCGGCAGCUCAGGAAGGAAUCCCAUCCCUUGGAAGUUCAUGCUCGAAGCCAUGCCCGGCUACUACCACAGACACCCGACUGACAAGAGCCGAGGACCCAUCUUCUUCAGGAGCUCGACGGUCUACCGGCUGCUGGACUUGUUGCUGCAUCAGCUCCCAGCGGUGGCGCAUGACGUUGUUUCAAGGCUCAAGGGGGGCAAGGCAGAUGCGGCGAGGACGAUGAAGAAGAUCAAGGACGCCCUUGGUGUGCUCAAGUACUUCACCAUGAACGAGUGGUUUUUCGAGUCGGAGAACAUGUACACGGUCCUGAAGGCCAUGUCUUGGGAGGAUAUGUACUUCUUCGACUUCGACGUCAGGAGUAUCAUUUGGGAUGUUUACUUCACCAUUUGGUCUCAUGGCAUGAAGGUCUUUCUGCUCAAAGAAGGGCCAGUUUACUAUGAUACAUCGAAACGAUCAAGACUGUAG
This is a messenger RNA of Guillardia theta CCMP2712, 1467 nucleotides long. RefSeq lists its product as hypothetical. The transcript is spliced from 15 exons. The record is from RefSeq and is a predicted model, not a curated record. The coding region runs from base 1 to 1467 and encodes 488 amino acids. Gene Ontology annotation, biological process: long-chain fatty-acyl-CoA metabolic process. NCBI's taxonomy places the organism in Eukaryota, Cryptophyceae, Pyrenomonadales, Geminigeraceae. Gene Ontology annotation, molecular function: alcohol-forming very long-chain fatty acyl-CoA reductase (NADP+) activity. Gene Ontology annotation, cellular component: peroxisome.